UCCUCAGGAAUAUUCCAAGAUCCCAUCUUCAUCUUCCUUCUUUUAUAUCAUAUAUAUAUAUAUUAACCCCUCACCCAAAGUCCAUCUCUGAACCCAUCCAACAAAUCUGCUCCCUAGCUCCUCUUUUGAUCUCUAUACAUAAAUAAAAAUGUCUCUGAAAGCAAUUCAUGUAACGGAAGUGCCUAGCCUCGACAACUUCCAUGAGAAUCCCUCCCUCUGCGCUUCUCGUUUCUCGCCUGGUGGUCUAAGCUCUUUCAAGAUCCCAAAGUUUCUGGUUGUGGGACAUAGAGGUCACGGCAUGAACAUGUUGCAGUCGCCUGAUCCAAGGUUCUCUGCCUUCAAGGAAAACUCCAUCCUCUCCUUCAAUGCCGCUUCAAAACUCCCUCUCGACUUUAUCGAAUUCGAUGUUCAGGUCACCAGAGAUGGCUGCCCAGUCAUUUUCCACGACGACUUCAUCUACUCUGAAGAUAACGGAGUGGUCUACGAGAAGAGGGUCACGGAGGUUAGCUCGUCCGAGUUCAUGUCCUACGGGAAACAGAGGGAAACAGAGAAGAGCGGGAAGCCAUUGCUGAGGAAGACGAAGGAAGGAAAGAUCCUCAAGUGGUGCGUCCAACAAGACGACUCUCUCUGUACUCUCCAGGAGGCUUUUGAGAAAGUUGAGCCCAAGCUGGGUUUCAACAUCGAGCUCAAGCUUGACGACAACCUUGUCUAUUCCUCCGACCACCUCUCCCGUCUUCUCCUCCCGAUCUUGCAGGUGGUGUGUGAUUAUGGAAAAGACAGACCCAUCAUCUUCUCCAGCUUUCACCCUGAUGCUGCCCUCCUCGCCAGGAAGUUGCAGAGCAUCUACCCUGUAUUCUUCUUGACAAACGGAGGUACAGAGAUGUACUACGACGUGAGAAGGAAUUCACUGGAGGAAGCAAUCAAAGUAUGUGUAGAGGGAGGCCUCCAAGGGAUUGUCUCGGAGGUGAAGGGUGUUUUCAGGAACCCAGCUGCCGUCAACAGGAUAAAAGAAUCCAAACUCUCUCUGAUGACAUACGGGAAGCUCAACAACGUAGCCGAGGCGGUGUAUAUGCAGCAUUUGAUGGGAAUAGAAGGAGUCAUAGUGGAUCAUGUGGAAGAGAUGACAGAGGCUGUGAGGGAGAUGAUGAAGCCAUCCAAUAGAGAUGCUCAUGAUACUAAGCCAAAGCCAAACUUCUCUGAGAGAGAGCUCUCCUUUCUUCUCAAGCUCAUUCCUGAGUUGAUUCAACACUGAACUCUUAACUCAGUUAGUUACAUAUUAGGGAUAUGUUGUUUUCCCAAAAACUUGGGUAUAUGAGAAAUCUGACGAUGUAUGUGAGCCCAAAUGUUAUAGAUUGAUAUCAGUACUA
Messenger RNA from Brassica napus (rape), 1367 nucleotides. RefSeq names its product glycerophosphodiester phosphodiesterase GDPD1, chloroplastic-like. Gene Ontology annotation, molecular function: phosphoric diester hydrolase activity. Bases 149 to 1252 code for a protein of 367 amino acids. The record is from RefSeq and is a predicted model, not a curated record. Lineage: Eukaryota; Viridiplantae; Streptophyta; Magnoliopsida; Brassicales; Brassicaceae. The transcript has 5 exons. Gene Ontology annotation, biological process: glycerophospholipid catabolic process.